AUGUUGAGCGAGGAGUUCGACGUGAAGGAUCUAGGUGCAGCACAGAAGAUCCUUGGCAUGGAGAUUCAGAGAGAUAGGACCGCUGGAAGGAUCUGGAUAUCACAAGCCAAGUAUAUUUGGAAGGUUCUUGAGAAGUUCAACAUGCAAGAAGCAAAGGCAGUUUCGACUCCUUUGGCAGCUCACUUCAAGUUAAGUGGGCAACAGUGUCCUAAGUCCGAGGAAGAGCAGCAAGUAAUGGAGAAGGUGCCUUAUGCUAAUGUCGUGGGCUGCCUUAUGUAUGCAAUGGUAUGCACACGUCCCGACAUAGCUCAAGCAAUUAGUGUCGUUUCCAGAUACAUGGCAAAUCCAGGAAAGCAACAUUGGGAUGCAGUCAAGUGGAUUUUGCGUUAUUUGAAGGGUUCUUGGCGACAAAGGAUUAUGUUUGAGAAGCAAAAAGAAAAUGCAAGGGUGUUGGGAUAUGUGGAUGCUGAUUAUGCAGGGGACUUGGACAAGAGAAGGUCAACUUAUGGUUAUGUGUUUACAUGCGCAGGAGGACCGAUCAGUUGGAGGGCACUAUUACAACCAAUUACAGCUUUGUCGACCACAGAGACAGAGUAUAUUGCAUUGGCCGAAGCUGGAAAGGAAGCAAUUUGGCUUAAUGGCUUGGUAAGUCAAAUGGGAAUCACCCAAGAUUGUGUGAAGCUGAAGUGUGAUAGUCAAAGUGCCAUUUACUUGGCAAAGAAUCAAGUUUUUUCUGGAAGAUCAAAGCACAUUGAAGCAAGAUAUCACAGAAUCAGAAAUUGGGUGGAGUCUAAGGAGAUUUGGAUUGAAAAGAUUCAUACGGAUGACAAUGCCGCAGAUUUCCUUACAAAGAUAGUGUCGGCCAAGAAGUUCAAGCAUUGCUUGAACUUGAUCAAUCUCGUUGAUUGA
Prunus armeniaca (apricot) is the source of this 909-nucleotide messenger RNA. The record is from the annotation of a GenBank genome assembly. NCBI's taxonomy places the organism in Eukaryota, Viridiplantae, Streptophyta, Magnoliopsida, Rosales, Rosaceae.